UCUCUAUUUUCUUCCUUCCACUUUUGCUUGAAACAAAGUGAAGAAUAAAAAAGAACCAAACUUUUUCCCUUCCAUCAUUCGUUACUUUCUUCUUCUUUCUUCUCUUGAAUCUCUCAUCACUUUCUGGGGCUUGUCACAAAUUUGGAGAAAUGGGAUUGGCUACAGUAGAAGCUCAGUUUCAUGUUUUAGCUGUUGAUGACAGCUUGAUUGAUAGGAAGCUUAUAGAGAUGCUGCUGAAGAAGACUUCUUACCAAGUUACUACAGUUGAUUCUGGUAGCAAAGCUCUGGAAUUUCUUGGUUGGAAUGUUGAAAACUCUAAUGAAUCUUUUUUCUCUCCCAAAACUAAUCAGGAGGCGGAAGUAAAUCUUAUUAUUACAGACUAUUGUAUGCCUGGAAUGACAGGCUAUGAUUUGCUCAAGAAAAUUAAGGAAUCAGCAGUUCUAAGGGAUAUACCGGUGGUAAUAAUGUCCUCUGAGAAUGUCCCCUCAAGGAUCAAUAGAUGCCUAGAGGAAGGGGCAGAUGAGUUUUUUCUAAAGCCAGUGAGAUUAGCAGAUGUAAACAAGCUUAAGCCCCACAUUAUGAAAACCAAGACCAAGGAAAGUCAAAAGCCUGAAAACCAGGAUGAUAAUGAUGAAGAAAAUCAAGAAAGUGAAGAGAAUGAUAAUAGUAGUAGUAGUAGUAAUAAACAAGUAGAAGAAACACAAGACCAAUUACAAUCAGAAUCUCCAUCACAGCAACAGCAAACAGCAUCAUCCAACAACAAUAACAGUAAAAGGAAGUCUAUGGAUGAAGGGGUUUCACCAGACAGAACAAGGCCCAGAUACAAUAAUGGCCUCACUGUUAUGUCCAACAUAAUUUUUUUUUCUUUUGUCAUACUAAUAUUUUUUUGGUGAGAAUAUAUACUUGCACUUCUUGUA
This is a messenger RNA of Salvia splendens (bonfire salvia), 917 nucleotides long. Its product is annotated as two-component response regulator ORR9. NCBI's taxonomy places the organism in Eukaryota, Viridiplantae, Streptophyta, Magnoliopsida, Lamiales, Lamiaceae. The record is from RefSeq and is a predicted model, not a curated record. Bases 150 to 893 code for a protein of 247 amino acids. Gene Ontology annotation, biological process: cytokinin-activated signaling pathway; phosphorelay signal transduction system. The transcript is spliced from 5 exons.